This is a messenger RNA of Penicillium maclennaniae, 1188 nucleotides long. Its product is annotated as ferredoxin reductase family protein. The record is from RefSeq and is a predicted model, not a curated record. NCBI's taxonomy places the organism in Eukaryota, Fungi, Ascomycota, Eurotiomycetes, Eurotiales, Aspergillaceae. The transcript is spliced from 4 exons. Gene Ontology annotation, biological process: copper ion import; iron ion transport; intracellular iron ion homeostasis. Bases 1 to 1188 code for a protein of 395 amino acids. Gene Ontology annotation, molecular function: ferric-chelate reductase activity. Gene Ontology annotation, cellular component: plasma membrane.
AUGCUGUCUUCAGAGGGUGUGGAUUUCCACAAUGUGACGGAAGCAUCAAACUUCUUGUCCGAUCUGCUUGAUGACAGUGUUUUUCAGCUGGACGAUAAUGCCAGAGCCAGAUACUUCUACCCAUUCGUCAAGGCCACGAGAUUCAUCACAUUGAUAUCAAGGCGUUUGGUCUUUCCUCAAAUCACUCCUAUCGGGAGCGCCUUUUGGUUCAAGAUCCCUCCGUUGGGAACCAUCUAUCUGAUCUUGGCGUACAUUCUCUUUAUCCUUCUCCUCGAGUUCGUGGAUGACGACGUCCGGGGACCAAGAUGGUAUACUUUUGUGGGUAUUCGAGCUGGUUGGCUCGCUGUGGCCCAGCUCCCCUUGAUCGUUUUGCUAGUCGGCAAUUACCAUCUGAUCGGCUUGAUCAUCGGUGUAUCCUAUGAGAGACUAAACGUUCUGCAUCGCUGGAUUGCUCGUGGUCUUCUCCUCCUUGCAACUAUUCACUUCGCGUUCCUGGCCUCAGGAUGGAGCCGCUUCCCUGGUUUGCAAUCAUUGGAAUGGGCCACGGACGAGGCUUUUUGUUCUGAGGUGGCCACUUAUGUGAUUCUUAUCUGGAUGAACAUCUCGACUGUUGCUCCACUUCGUCACCUGUCCAUAUUAUUACUUAUUUUUGGGCUCAUCAUUGCCAUUGCAAAGCACAUACCUGGAAGUGCACAGUACGCGCGUGUCUACAUCUUCGUUGCCGUCGCGCUCUACCUGGUCGAGCGCCUGGUGUAUUUCAUCCGCUUUGUCUUCAACAAUGCAGGCUCCAGUAAAGUCACUGUCGAGCCUCUUGAAGGUGGUGUCACCAAGGUGCACGUUUCUUGCCGCCACGUGAAGACCUGGGCUCCUGGAUCGCACGUUAUGAUCGGCAUUCCCCGCCUACAAGCGUUUCAUAAGCGUAUCUACGACGCUGGGCGGGCGAGCCCAUCCAAGCCAAGCUCAGAUGCGCCAGAGCAAGGGAACCAACAUCACAAUCGGCUCACGAACUAUAUCGCUUUGGUCAAUGGUCCGUAUGGUGCGUCUCACGCAGAAUAUGCCUACUUUGAUACCAUCAUCCUCAUUGCUGGUGCUACGGGCAUAACCUUUGUUAUGUCGAUCUUGCUCGACAUUGCACACCGUGCCGCAUCUGCGGCCGAGGGCGAUGGCAAACCCUUUCCACUCUGGUGA